AUGAAGACUUUGCUCACCAACCCGGCCGGAUGGAAAAGUCUCAUCACGUUCGCCAUCCUCUUUCUGGCAUGGGUGUCUGGAUUCUCUGCCAGGCUGUUUGCCGUUAUACGGUUCGAGAGCAUCAUCCACGAAUUCGACCCGUGGUUCAAUUACCGUGCGACAGCUUACAUGGUUGAACAUGGUUUCUAUAAUUUUUUGAACUGGUUUGAUGAAAGAGCAUGGUAUCCGCUUGGCAGAAUUGUUGGUGGCACGGUCUAUCCAGGAUUGAUGGUCACGUCCGGUGCAAUACACCACGUCUUACAUGCGUUAAAUAUUCCUGUACAUAUCAGAGAUAUUUGCGUAUUUUUGGCACCCAUAUUCAGUGGUAUGACAGCAAUAUCAACAUAUUUCCUGACCAAAGAGCUUUGGUCUCCAGGUGCUGGAUUGUUUGCAUGCUGCUUCAUUGCAAUUGUACCAGGUUAUAUUAGCCGAUCAGUAGCUGGGAGCUAUGACAAUGAAGGAAUUGCUAUAUUUGCUCUACAAUUUACCUAUUAUCUUUGGGUGAAAUCUAUCAAGACUGGUUCUGUUUUUUGGUCAGUGCUUACUGCUCUUUCUUAUUUCUAUAUGGUAUCAGCUUGGGGUGGAUAUGUAUUCAUUAUUAACUUGAUUCCCCUUCAUGUUUUUUUAUUGCUGAUUAUGGGCCGUUAUUCAUAUCGUUUAUUCACAAGUUACACUGUUUUUUACAUACUUGGUUUGGUUUUGAGUAUGCAAAUUCCUUUUGUUGGUUUUCAACCAAUUAGGACUAGUGAGCACAUGGCAGCAUCUGGAGUAUUUGCUUUAGUCAUGGCUGCUGGGGCAUUUAAUUACAUUCAAACUCGCAUCACUAAAGCUGAAUUCAAAUUUAUAUUUAUAUUCGCAACACUAGUCACGUCUGGUAUUGUACUAUUGGCUGUAGUUGGUUUAACUUGGGCUGGAGUCAUUGCACCGUGGAGUGGAAGAUUCUAUUCCCUAUGGGAUACAACAUAUGCCAAGAUACAUAUUCCAAUUAUCGCAUCAGUAUCUGAGCAUCAACCAACAACAUGGUUUAGCUUUUUCUUUGAUCUCCAUAUACUUGUUUGUAUAUUUCCUGCUGGAUUAUGGUAUUGUAUUCAAGAAUAUAACGAUGAACGACUUUUUGUGGUUUUAUAUGCUCUGAGUGCUGUUUAUUUUGCUGGUGUUAUGGUCAGGUUAAUGUUAACUUUAACGCCAGCUGUAUGCAUUCUUAGUGGUAUUGCAUUUUCCAAAAUUUUUGAAAAUUAUUUAAAAGAAGAUGGUUUAGUAACUAAUAAUGGAACAAAAGCUGUUGAAGAAAAACAGCCUGCUAAGGAUAAGACUCCUUCUAAAUCAUCUCAAUCAUCAAGUUCUGGCUCUGGAAAGAGUAAAAAGAAGCCACCAACAAUUGCUUCAUUAAACAAUGAUAAUAAUAAUGGAGAAGGUGUUGGAUCAAAUAUUAGAAGUAUUGUAACUAUUUCUAUGUUACUCGUAUUAAUGAUGUUUGUUGUUCACUGUACAUGGGUCACCAGUAAUGCAUACUCUAGUCCUAGUAUUGUAUUAGCAUCAUUCAGUAAUGACGGAUCUCGUCAAAUAUUGGAUGAUUUUCGUGAAGCUUACUAUUGGCUGUCCCAAAACACUGACAAUGAUGCUCGUAUUAUGUCUUGGUGGGAUUAUGGCUAUCAAAUAGCUGGAAUGGCAAAUCGCACAACAUUAGUUGAUAAUAAUACUUGGAACAAUAGUCAUAUAGCACUUGUUGGAAAAGCGAUGUCAUCAACCGAGCCAAAAGCAUAUGAGAUUAUGACAUCACUUGAUGUUGAUUAUGUUCUUGUUAUAUUUGGAGGUGUAAUUGGAUACUCAGGUGAUGAUAUCAAUAAAUUCUUAUGGAUGGUUAGGAUUGCUGAAGGCGAACAUCCAAAAGACAUAAGGGAAUCUGAUUAUUUUACUGAACGAGGUGAAUUUAGAAUUGACAGUCAGGGCUCACCAACUAUGCUCAAUUGUCUUAUGUAUAAACUUAGUUACUAUAGAUUUGGAGACUUGAAGUUGGAUUUUAGAACACCUGCUGGGUUUGAUCGUACGCGUAACGCAGUCAUUGGUAAUCAAAAUUUUGAUCUCACCUAUUUGGAAGAAGCGUACACUACUGAACACUGGUUGGUCAGAAUAUACAGGGUAAAAAAACCAGAUGAGUUUAAUAGGCCACGUAUACCAGUUCUGGAAAGAAAAAUUCGUAAUCCUGGAGCAUCUACUUUAUCGAAAAAGUCUGCCCGCAAGAAAAAAGGCAUUAUUCAAGGCAAACCUAUUGUUGUGAAAGGUAAAAAACCUAAAACAACUAACACAUACACAAAUGAAAUAUAAUAUUACCACUCAAAAUGGGCGCCAUAUGUUGUUUACUAAAUGUAUAAUUUAUAUUUUUGUUUUUCAUUUACACAAAAUUGUUGUUUGCAAUAGAUAUGACAAAAACUUGAA
Molecule: messenger RNA, 2475 nt
Organism: Melanaphis sacchari
Lineage: Eukaryota; Metazoa; Arthropoda; Insecta; Hemiptera; Aphididae
Gene: Stt3B
Product: dolichyl-diphosphooligosaccharide--protein glycosyltransferase subunit STT3B
Exons: 12
Coding region: 1-2364 (787 amino acids)
Biological process (GO): post-translational protein modification
Cellular component (GO): membrane
Molecular function (GO): dolichyl-diphosphooligosaccharide-protein glycotransferase activity
Source: RefSeq, a predicted model, not a curated record